AUGAUAUCGGUCGAUUCAAAGUCAGAUGACAAUGAAAGUUUGAGAUUCUUCUGUUUAGGAGGUGGUAAUGAGGUAGGAAGAUCAUGCCAUAUUAUUGAAUUCAAGGGCAAAACCGUGAUGUUUGAUGCGGGUGUUCAUCCAGGGUUCAGUGGAUUGAAUGCGUUGCCAUUCUAUGAUGAAUAUGACUUAUCAAAGGUUGAUAUUCUUCUCAUAAGUCAUUUCCAUUUGGAUCACGCCGCCUCUUUGCCAUAUGUUAUGCAACAUACUAAUUUCAAGGGAAGAGUGUUUAUGACACAUCCUACCAAAGCUAUUUUCAGAUGGAUUUUAGGAGAUUUUGUCAGAAUUACUCUGAUUGGUGAGGGGGUUAGUGCCACAGUUUACAAUGAUGAUGACUUAGCGGAUGCAUUUGACAGAAUUGAGACAAUUGAUUAUCAUUCGACCUUGGAAAUCGAUGGAAUCAAAUUCACUGCUUAUCAUGCGGGUCAUGUAUUGGGGGCAGCGAUGUUUUUUGUUGAAAUCGGAGGUUUAAAGGUUCUAUUUACUGGUGACUACUCUAGAGUUAAGGAUCGUCAUUUGUAUUCUGCAGAAGUACCUCCAGAGAAACCAGAUGUCCUUAUUUGUGAGUCAACUUUUGGUAUUGCCACUUUUGAAAACAGAGAAGAAGCUGAAAAUAGAUUAACAAGGCUUGUUCAUGGGGCGGUACUGAACGGUGGUCGUGUUUUAUUGCCUACUUUUGCAUUGGGAAGAGCACAAGAAUUAAUGUUGGUGCUUGAUGAAUAUUGGUCAGAGAAUCCAGAUUUAGAGAACAUUGAGAUUUAUUUCUGCUCAGCAUUAGCCAGAAAAUGUAUGACAGUAUACAAAACAUAUGUUAAUAUGAUGAAUGAAGAGAUUCGAAGAAGGUUUAAAACAGAAAAUAUGAAUCCAUUUAAUUUCAAAUAUAUCAAAACAUUGAGGUCUUUGGAAUCAUUUGAAGAUUUUGGGCCUUGUGUGGUAAUCGCCAGUCCCGGUAUGUUACAAAAUGGUACAUCCAGAGAAUUAUUGGAAAGAUGGGCCCCGGACCCUAGAAAUGCGCUUAUUAUCACUGGUUAUUCGGUGGAAGGUACUAUGGCCAAAACCAUUCUUACUGAACCAUUAGAAAUCCCAUCAAGCAACAAUCCUGAUAUUAUGAUUCCUAGAAGACUUUCAGUGGACGAAAUUUCUUUUGCUGCACAUGUUGAUUAUGAACAGAACUCGCAGUUUAUUGAUCUAGUGAGCCCAAAAAAUAUUAUCUUAGUUCACGGGGAAAUAAAUCCUAUGGGCAGAUUAAAAUCCGCAUUGUUAUCAAAAUACGCAAAAUUUAGAAAAACUAAAAGAGAGGUCAAAGUAUUCACUCCACGCAAUUGUGAUGAUUUGAGAAUUCAAUUUCAAGGUAUGCGGGUGGCUAAGGCUUUAGGAAACAUCGCGGAAGUCAAACCUAAGCCAGGUGACAUUAUGACGGGUGUAUUGGUUUCUAAGAAUUUUGACUUGAACUUGUUGAAGGUUGAUGAUCUUAGAGAGUUUUCAGGGUUGACUACUACUGUGGUCAAGGAGCGACAGACUAUUCGCAUCACUUCGGGUAGAGAUUUGAUGCAUUGGCAUUUAUCCCAAAUGUUUGGUUAUGUCGAAGUGUUGCACGAUAAUGAGGAGGAAUUUGAAUUGAAGGUUAUGAAUGAUGUCACUUUGACAUUAGAAAAAGAUAUCUGCACCAUUCAAUGGACAAGUGGCUUGAUUAAUGAUACUAUUGCAGAUUCUGUCAUCGCUAUUUUACUUUCUGUUGAUUCAUCCCCUGCAUCAGUCAAGAUGACAUCAAGGAUACAUUCUCAUGACCAUAAUCACGACCAUAAUCACGAUGGUGAGGUUAAAGUCGAGGUCAAAACUGAAGAAGUCAAGGAAAAGGAGAAGGAUAUAAAACAAAAACUACUAGAAAGACAUGGAGACUCUUCAAUAGAAACCCGAGUCCAUAGAAUUAUUGGUCUUCUUAGAGCUCAGUUUGGUGAGUCUUUUUCUACAAACUCAGAAAGAACUGGUGGUAUUGUGAAGAUUGGACCUACAGAAGCCAAAAUUAACUUUAUGGAUUUGACUGCCGAAUGCUCAUCAAACAUUCUCAAGAUUAGAAUAGAGCAAAUUAUGAAUAGAGCAACAGACUUGGCAGCUCCAUUGGCACAGAAAACAAAAGUUAUGUGA
Messenger RNA from Saccharomycopsis crataegensis, 2202 nucleotides. RefSeq names its product cleavage polyadenylation factor subunit YSH1 (gene YSH1). Gene Ontology annotation, biological process: mRNA 3'-end processing by stem-loop binding and cleavage. Gene Ontology annotation, cellular component: mRNA cleavage and polyadenylation specificity factor complex. Lineage: Eukaryota; Fungi; Ascomycota; Saccharomycetes; Ascoideales; Saccharomycopsidaceae. The transcript is spliced from 2 exons. The record is from RefSeq and is a predicted model, not a curated record. Bases 1 to 2202 code for a protein of 733 amino acids. Gene Ontology annotation, molecular function: RNA endonuclease activity; 5'-3' RNA exonuclease activity; RNA binding.